This is a messenger RNA of Medicago truncatula (barrel medic), 928 nucleotides long. RefSeq names its product cysteine-rich repeat secretory protein 38. NCBI's taxonomy places the organism in Eukaryota, Viridiplantae, Streptophyta, Magnoliopsida, Fabales, Fabaceae. The coding region runs from base 51 to 791 and encodes 246 amino acids. The record is from RefSeq and is a predicted model, not a curated record. The transcript has a single exon.
AAAACCAUUGGAAAAUAAAAAUCCUUAUUAACAACCUUCAUCCAAAUUAAAUGGCUUUCUCAAAACUCAUGACAAUUUUUCUCUACUCAUUUACCCUAGCUUUCCUUAUCCAAACAUCUUUUGGUGCCGAUCCACUUUUUCAUUUUUGUUCUAACUCGGGCAACUUCACGGCCAACAGCCCAUAUGAAUCAAACUUAAAAACAUUAAUCAACUCACUUAUCUACAAGACCCCUUCAACAGGUUUUGGCAAUGGAUCAUCGAGUCUGGUCCAAAACCAAAACCAACAAACAUAUGGGCUCGCCCUUUGCCGGGGAGAUGUCUCACCCUCAGAGUGCAAAACUUGUGUCUCCGAGGCAACCAAAGAAAUACAAAGUCGAUGUCCAUACAACAAAGGCGGCAUCAUAUGGUACGACUAUUGCUUAUUUAAAUAUUCGGAUACGGAUUUCUUUGGCAAGAUUGCCAAGACCAACAGAUUCUAUAUGUGGAAUUUGAAUAACGUGAGUGACCCUUCGACGUUUAAUUACAAGACUAAAGAUUUAUUGAGCCAGCUUGCACAAAAAGCUUCUAUGAAUCCUAAAUUGUAUGCAACAGGAGAGGUAAAGCUUGAGGAAUCAAAGAAACUUUAUGGGUUAACUCAGUGCACUAGAGACCUUUCUAGUGCUGAUUGCAAGAAUUGUCUUGAUGCUGCAAUUAAUGAACUUCGAAAUUGUUGUGAUGGAAAAGAAGGAGGUAGAGUUGUUGGGGGAAGCUGCAACUUUCGAUAUGAGAUAUACCCAUUUGUUAAAGAGUAAUUAGUGCUAGAAUUUUAUUGGUUGACCUCCUUGUCAAUAAAGGUUAUAGCACUGCUAGAAUGCAUGAAUAAAUAAACUUUGUUACUCCUUUAUGGCUUUUGUUAAUGCAACAUAUAUAAAAAUGCUACUUUAGAAAA